Drechmeria coniospora is the source of this 2823-nucleotide messenger RNA. RefSeq names its product RSC complex subunit RSC1. The record is from RefSeq and is a predicted model, not a curated record. The coding region runs from base 1 to 2823 and encodes 940 amino acids. Gene Ontology annotation, biological process: chromatin remodeling. Gene Ontology annotation, molecular function: chromatin binding; protein binding. Gene Ontology annotation, cellular component: RSC-type complex. The transcript has 5 exons. Lineage: Eukaryota; Fungi; Ascomycota; Sordariomycetes; Hypocreales; Ophiocordycipitaceae.
AUGUCUGCAAGCCCUCCCGCCGCAAUGGAGCGUCCCAACGUGACGGAAGACGCGAGUUCGGAUCACGAUGUUGACAUGAAAGAUGCGUCGGAGCCUGCGGGACCUGACAACGACCAGAGUCCGGACCGGAAAGAGGCCCAAAAGGACGAGCCGCAGCAGCCGGCGAGCGAUGCCGAGGAGGAAGAGGAGGACGGUGACGACGAGGACGAGGACAGCCCCGGCAUGUUUCAAAUCAUUCAGAAGAUGACCACAUACCUCUGCACCGUGGAAUCAGAGGGCGAGGAGCUUGCGGCUGGUUUUCAACGCAUACCGAACCGCCGCGUCCUUCCCGAUUACUUUGAAGUCAUCGCCGAACCAGUCGCGUUCAGCACGAUCCGGGGGAAACUGCAAAGAAAGCUGUACACGUCCGUUUCUGAAUUUGUCAAGGACGUCGCCCAGAUUUGCCACAACGCACAAGUGUACAACCGGCCCUCCGCUCCCAUAUUCAGCGCCGCCGUGCGGCUGCGAGAUAUUUUUCAGGAAGAGCUCCGAAAAUUAGUCGGCAAAGGCCACAUCUCCGAGGCCGACGCCAAGCUACCCGACUUGGGCGAAUUGCCGCCGGUCGAGGAGUCGUCCUCUCGAGGGUCCGAGGUUGGAGAUGCGGAAGAUGACGAGGACGAUGACGAAGAGGAUGAGGACGACGACGACGACGAGUCAUCCGACGACGACGACGAUGACGACGACGACGACGACAAAGGGGGAGGGCGGCGCCGACGCCGGCGAGAGCGGAACCGCGACCGAUCCUUUUCCGUUCGACGGGACCGCGACGACGACAAGGACGACGACGGCCACAAGAAGCGAGGCCGCCCGCCGAUGGUGCUGACGCCGAUGGAAGCCCGCAUAUCUUCCAUCCUGAAGGGGCUGAGGAAGCCCAGAAACACCAACGGGGGGCUGCUCAUCCUGCCGUUCGAGAGGCUUCCCGACAAGUCCCUGGUCCCUGAUUACUACCAGACCAUCACGCAACCGAUCGCCUUGGACAACAUCAAGAAGAAGGCGAAGAGGAAGAAGUAUCGAACCGUCGACGACGUCAUGGCCGACGUCGAGCUCAUGUUUGAGAAUGCCAAGCUCUACAACGAGGACGACUCCGAGGUCCAUCAAGCCGCCGUGGAGCUGCAGCGCGAGGCGCGAGAGCUGGCCGAGAUGGAAAAGGCCAAACCGGAUGACGACUUUCGAGACGAGGACGGCAAGCUUCCGCUCGGCGAGAUAGAACACAACGGACGAGUGUGGAGAGUCGGCGAUUGGGUGCACAUCCGCAACCCCAACGAUUUGGCGAAGCCCAUCGUCGCCCAGAUAUUCCGAACGUGGCAAGAUCGCGCCGGACAGAAGUGGAUCAACGCUUGCUGGUAUUACCGACCGGAGCAGACGGUUCAUCGACACGAGAAGCACUUCUUCGAGCGCGAGGUGGUCAAGACGGGGCAGUACCGCGACCACCAGAUCGGAGAGGUGCUCGACUGCUGCUUCGUCAUGUUCGUCACGCGCUUCAACAGAGGUCGACCCCGUGCCUUCCCGCCGGACAAGGACGUGUACGUGUGCGAGUCGAGGUACAACGAGGACAAUUUCCGCUUCAACAAGAUCAAGACGUGGGCGAGCUGCGUGCCGGACGAGGUGCGCGAGAGGGACUACGAGAUGGACCUGUUUGACAGCCCACGGCGCAUGAGAAAGGUGCCCAGCCCGAUCAAGCACCUCCUUCGCGAGGACGCCAAGGAGACGGAUCCCCUGCCGAAGCCGACCUGGGGCAGUCCCAACGCUCCGCCGAUUGUCGGGGCAGUGCACAGGCUCCGGCCAGGGCCGAACGAGUCGCCGCCGCCGCAAGCAACACCACCACGACCGAUGCCUGCUGCCGGGCCUGACGCGCCACUCGACUCCCUGCCACGGUCGUCGAUGUCGGCGGCGACGCGUGAAUUCGCCGAUCAUUCCGCUCGCAUGGCCCAGCCUCACUUUCAAGGACCCGGACCGUCGCCGGCUCCUGGCCACUACGGCAACGUCCAGCCGGCGCCUCACUUUCUGCCGGGCACGCCAGCACCGAUGGGCAGCCAUCCGUUGAUGCACCAGACGCCGGUGCCGAUUCCUCACCAAGCUCAUCACAUCAUGCCGGCUGCCCAGAUGCCGAUGCGGCCGGUGCAGUACCAGCCGCAUCAGCAAGCCGGCUUCCCGCAAAACUACGCACCCGCCUACAUGCCAUCGCCCGUGAUGCCGGCUCACGCACCGCCGCCGAUGAACAAUCCUCUCCCUGGCAACUACACGCCGGGAAACGUGCCGCACAUGCCGCGGGGGGCGUCGACGAUGACUCCGGCUGCGGGAGGUUCCGCGCCGCACGCCAACGUGUACAAUCCACCACGACCGCCGGAGGUGUACAUUCUUCCCGACAACGUUCACGAGCUGCUGCCUCCCGAGCUGUGUCGAAGCUUCCAGCGCGACGGUGCGGGACGGAUCCUGUUCUUCACUGCACCGCCACUCGAGCGCCCACGCGGCGGCCUGUCCCCCCGCGGCGCCGCCCUCGGACACAGCAUCCGCUAUCUGUCCGGCAGAGACGACUGGCGCAGCGAACGUUUGAGGAAGCGAAAGGCGCGAGACGAAGCAAGGGCGCACGAGGCGUCUGCGAAGCGCGUCGCGCUCGACGAGCACCCUACUUCGACUCGGGCAGACGCCGUCAUGUUGCAGGCGGCGGGCGCCAUUGGCCGCUGGUUCCAACGGUUGGAGGAGGAAGUCGACGAGUGGCGAACCGAUGCCGGCUUGGACGGAUGGAGCAUUGCUGCCGACGAAGGCACCGUACGACGCAUGUGA